AUGGGUGGUGCUCCUGCUGGACCGGCCGGUACCGGAAAAACUGAGACGACCAAAGAUUUGGGGAAAGCUAUUGGAAUGAUGGUCUACGUUUUCAAUUGUUCUGAACAAAUGGAUUUUAGGGUAAUUAUAACUAAGAAACUUUUAAUGUGAUAUGCAUUUUUAUCAAAUCUAAAAUUAUAAUUUUUGGAAUAUUAGAUCUGAAAUCCAUAUUUUUUAAUAAUCUCACUAGUAUAUAUGUAUAUAUAUAUAUAUAUAUAUAUACCUAAAAAAUUGUUGUAUUAUCCAUAGUAAUAUGUUAUCCUUGUUAAAUUACUGUAUUAAACAGCCACAAGAUGUAAACUUUAUUAAAUAAAUAAAUGGUUAAAUAUUGUAAUCAAUAACAUGUUAUUAUAAAAAUAAAAUAAAUAUCUGGUUUCCAGUCAUGUGGUAACAUAUACAAAGGCCUCGCCCAAACCGGUGCGUGGGGAUGUUUCGACGAAUUCAAUAGGAUAACUGUUGAAGUAUUGUCCGUAGUAGCAACCCAAGUAAAAAGCGUAUUAGAUUCCAUAAAAGCAAAGAAAAAAACGUGUGUGCUACUUGGGGACGAAGUAAAUCUUAUUUCUACAGUGGGAAUGUUCAUUACAAUGAACCCGGGGUACGCGGGACGAGCAGAACUUCCUGAAAAUCUUAAGGCAUUGUUCAGGUAUGUUGCAUGUUUACUCGUAUUAUGUAUUUAAUGAUUUUCUAAAACAAAAAAAAGAUUUUAAAAUUUGAAUUCUCUCCAGACCUUGUGCCAUGGUGGUANUUGGUUGUCGCCGGAUCAUUAAAGGUAAACAUGUUCAUUAUAAAUUAUAAUAAAAGUAAAUUUCGUGAAACCAACAAUAUAAACAUACUUUUAAAUUUUAAAGAAAAAAUUACAUUAAAAUAAAACUUUUCCAAGUAUUUGAAACAUUUAUGUAAAAUUAUAAUAAUUAAAUUAUAUUAUAACUACAUAUAACAUACAAACCAAUGUAUUUUGAAACAGUCGUAACGUAACAAAUUUAAUUUCAAUUUUAGCGAUCAGAUAGAAAUCGCCCGGAAGAUCAAGUUUUAAUGCGAGCUCUCAGAGAUUUUAAUACCCCAAAAAUCGUAACUGAAGAUACCAGUAUAUUUAUGGGGCUAAUUGGUGAUCUGUUUCCUGCACUUGACGUGCCCCGAAAACGUAAUUUAGAUUUCGAAAAAACGGUCCGCCAAGCUGCGCUUGACCUGAAACUCCAACCUGAAGACAAUUUUAUACUCAAGGUCUCGAUUUUCAUUGUUAUUAUCAUAAAAUGUGCCAUUUAAAUAUAUAACCCAAUUGUUUUGUUGGCACAGGUAGUACAACUAGUGGAGUUGUUAGAAGUUCGACAUUCAGUUUUUAUAAUCGGUUUGGCUGGUACGGGAAAAUCUGAAGUCUGGAAAACACUGUACAAGGCCUAUUCAAAUAUGAAAUUGAAACCUUAUUUCAACGAUAUUGAACCGAAAGCAGUUACCAACGACGAGUUGUUUGGUGUUAUCAGUGCCACUACCAGGGAAUGGGUGGAUG
Cinara cedri is the source of this 1543-nucleotide messenger RNA. The record is from the annotation of a GenBank genome assembly. NCBI's taxonomy places the organism in Eukaryota, Metazoa, Arthropoda, Insecta, Hemiptera, Aphididae.